AGAGAACUGUGUUGUACAUAAACGACCAUCUCCAAAGUGAUGGUUGCCAGAACUCUUGGCUCUCACCGUUUUAGUCUUACUAAUACCACCCGUAAGGUGCACGUAAUUCUUCUUAGGAUAGGAUUCCUGGACUUUUUCCAUCCAUCGCCCUUCCACGACUCAUCUCAAUCCAGCCCCCACCAAAUCCUAUAAAUACAAAUACAAAUACAAAUACGAGUUACAAACACAGAUUAUAGAAUCCCAUACAUUUUUCCUUAACUAGCAAAUCUACUUUUGUCGUCGGAGACAACUCGAAAUGAGGUCGAUGGGAUUGAUUGGCAGCAUUGGCUACAUAUGGCUGGUGAUGGCCAUAUCAGCAGUAGCCCAACCUGAUUCCUCUCGCACUCCAGUGCUCGACAGCGCAGGACGUCCUCUUGAACGUGGUGUAGAAUACUACAUCAAUCCCGCAAUAACCGACCACGGCGGUCGUUUCACCUUGAUUGAUCGAAAUGGCUCCUGCCCAUUGUACGUUGGACAAGAAAAUGUUUCGGGAUUGGAAGGCCUUCCUGUCGUUUUCACACCUUUCUAUGAAGAAGAGAGUGUGAUUAGGGAGGCUAGCGACUUCAGAGUUGCAUUCUCAGCUACCACAAAGUGUGUGCAGUCGACUGCAUGGUUGGUGGGCGAGACAGACCCUGAUACUGGAAAGAUAUUGAUUGUCACCGGAGAAAGCCAAAGCGGACUCAGCGUCGGCAAUUACUUCCGGUUAUCGAAAGGUGGUGUCGGAUAUAAUGUUUACGAGAUUUCAUGGUGUCCUACGGAUGUUUGUCCCACUUGUAGGUGGACCGACUGUGGGACUGCUGGUGGCUUGGUUGAGAAUGGAAAGAGGUUGCUGGCCUUGGGUGCUAGUGUUCUUCCUGUCAUGUUUGAGAGAAUUUAUUAGUUUCGCUAAAAUAAAAAGUAUUUUUUUUAAUACAUUUGGAAAUGGAAGUUUUGAAUUCAAGACGUCUAUUUUAAAAAUUAGAGAUUUAUGCUAAUCAGGCUAUAUAUCUUUAGGAGAGAUGCUUUUUUUAUACAUUUGUUGUUUGUAUAACUGCUCU
Messenger RNA from Juglans regia (Persian walnut), 1076 nucleotides. Its product is annotated as kunitz type trypsin inhibitor 104-like. The record is from RefSeq and is a predicted model, not a curated record. Bases 296 to 919 code for a protein of 207 amino acids. NCBI's taxonomy places the organism in Eukaryota, Viridiplantae, Streptophyta, Magnoliopsida, Fagales, Juglandaceae. Gene Ontology annotation, molecular function: endopeptidase inhibitor activity. The transcript has a single exon.